GGCAUUCCACAAGGCAGCCUAGUAUCUCCAAUCUUCUUUCUGAUCUACAUUAGAGAUCUAUUCCACCAAAUAGAUGGAUUUCAGCUCUCCUACAUCGACGACAUCUCCAUCACAACCUCAUCAACGUCCAUUAAGAAAAACGUUAAGAUACUACAACAGGAGGUUAAGAAACUAGUUACUAAAGGAAAAGAACUAGCUAUCGAGUUCGAUAUAGCGAAAAACAGAGCUAUCCACUUUACAAAGAAGAAAGAAAGA
Molecule: messenger RNA, 255 nt
Organism: Bipolaris sorokiniana ND90Pr
Lineage: Eukaryota; Fungi; Ascomycota; Dothideomycetes; Pleosporales; Pleosporaceae
Exons: 1
Source: RefSeq, a predicted model, not a curated record